AGAUGUCGAGAGUGAGACACGAUGGAGGUGAGUGAAUAGAACUGCCAUCACCACCGUCCUGUCCGUGGGGUUGAGAUCGCGUCGCCAUCUUGGAUCCUCGACGCCGCCGCAGUGGAGAGUGGAGCAGUCACCGCCAAAGGAGGUGUUUCGUGCAUUACCGUGAGCUGCGAACCACUGACCGAGAAGAAGCUCCAUCCUCGUCCCUGCUGUGCAGCGCCGGCGCUAUUAGGGUUUCACCGCCGCCGUCCUCGUGGUAGCUGGUGUCGUCACCGGAGAAGACCACCGGAGUUGCUGUCUGCUUCUGCCUCGGGAUUAUGCAAGUUGCCGGAGCCCACUGCCGCUGGGAUUGUGAACGGAAGAAGGAGACGCUGGUCCUGUCACAGCCGUUCCCGGGGGAGAAAUCAGUCGCGCCGCCGUGCCUGGCAGCCGGGAAUGCCACUGCCGUCGCCGAAAAAUUUGUCGGUCACCGCUGCCGCUUUAGGUGGCUAUCGGGCUGCCGCCGAACCGGUUCGGAGACCGUCGCUGUUUCGGUUCAGCCAUUCCUUCUUCGGUUCGGUAAGCGUUUCAAUUGGAAAGCCCUUUUGUUAUUGUUCCGUUAUCUCAAGCUGAGAGUUACUGAGAUUGUUGAGAACGCAAGUGGAGCCAAGUUGCUGGCUGCAGUUGGUUUUGGGUUGAGGCGGAGAUGA
This is a messenger RNA of Arachis ipaensis, 686 nucleotides long. The record is from RefSeq and is a predicted model, not a curated record. Lineage: Eukaryota; Viridiplantae; Streptophyta; Magnoliopsida; Fabales; Fabaceae.